GCUCAGUGUUUAUUUUUUAAGUUAUUCGUUGAAAAAAAUAAAUAGCGAACGGUUUUUCCUCUUUUUUUCAGCGUUUAUCCAAGCAUCACAUGAUCCUUUAAUCUUCAGUGUAUUUCCGCCUUCACGUCGGCCGAGCUGUUAUCAAUGACUUCCAUGGAGGCGAGCGAGCAGCAUCGUUUCUGCUUCCACCAGGAUGCCUUCUGCUCCGGGUCAAUGAAGCCCUAACGCCCCGGCGGCAUCUCCCGUCCUCCGCCGCUUCUCAUCCAUCACCGAAGCCUUCCGUCGAGCAGCCAACGCGGCCGAGCUGGGGGGGAAUCCGGGCAAAGGGAGCCGCGGCGCCGCGCACCGGACAACGGACACCCCGCCGCGUCGAGGCAACAACAGCGGCAUGCUCACCCGGGUCAAAUCGGCCGUGGCCGGGUUUAUGGGCGGAAUCAUGACCGGGGGCGGCUCCGGAGGAGGAGGUGGGAAUUCAGGUUCGGAUUUACCGCUGAAAUUCCCUUAUAUGAGACCCGAGUUUCUGGGUCUGUCUCCGGAUGAGAUCGAGUGCUCCGCCGACCACGUAGCUCGGCCCAUCCUCAUCUUAAAGGAAACCAGGAGAUUACCGUGGGCCACCGGAUACGCUGAGGUGAUCAAUGCUGGUAAGAGUGCCCUGAAUGAGGACCAAGCCUGCUGUGAGGUGGUGGUGGCUCGAAGGAGACCAAUGAGCUACUGCCCCCCCUCCACGCCCAGCAAGACCCCUACUGCCAAAAGACGCAACUCCCUACCGAAUGGAGAAGGCCUAGGACUCCGGCUGGAGCACAACAGGACCUGCGAGGACAGCGAAGGGCUCGUUUUCCACUACUGGGCCUUGUUCGAUGGUCACGCCGGUUCAGGUGCAGCAGUCGUUGCCUCCCGACUGCUCCAGCACCACAUCGCCUUUCAGCUUCAGGUCGUCAUCGAGAUCAUACGCAACCUCCAUGCUCUCCCGCCUGCGGUGAUGGGGGAGGAGCCUGAUAAUACCCCCUACCUACAAGGAAACACUCCAGGCCCUCACCGCGCCCUGACCCGGGCGGCUUCACUGCGCGGGGCCUCGGGUGCUCCGAGCUCCCCUAGCAACACCCCGCCCCCGCCGCGCUUCUACACGGAGAAGAAGAUCCAGCAUGAGAGCCUGGUGAUCGGAGCAAUAGAGAAUGCCUUCAAAGAGAUGGAUGUCCAGAUCGAGAGGGAGAAGCACGUUUACAACAUCAGUGGAGGUUGUACGGCACUCACCGUGGUGUACCUGCUGGGGAAGCUCUAUGUUGGGAAUGCAGGUGACAGCAGAGCCAUCAUCAUCAGAAACAAUGACAUCAUACCCAUGUCUGCAGAGUUCACACCUGAGUCUGAACGACAACGACUCCAGUUUCUGGGUUACAUGCAGCCUCACUUGUUAGGGAACGAGUUCACACACCUGGAAUUCCCCCGCAGAAUUCAGAGGAAGGAAGUGGGCAAGAGGAUGCUGUACAGAGACUUCACCAUGAGUGGAUGGGCAUACAAGACUAUUGAAGACGAAGAUCUCAAGUUCCCUCUGAUAUACGGGGAAGGAAAAAAGGCACGGGUUCUGGCUACCAUCGGUGUGACCCGUGGGCUAGGGGACCAUGACCUCAAAGUUCACGACUCCAACAUUUACAUCAAGCCGUUCCUUUCCUGUUGCCCCGAGGUGAAGGUGUAUAAUCUGAUGCAGCACGAGCACGGGGCUGAUGAUGUUCUGGUGAUGGGAACCGACGGCCUCUGGGACGUCCUGUCCAACGAGGAAGUUGCAGAAUCAAUAACAACCUUCCUGUCCAACUGUGACCCUGAUGAUUUACACAGGUAUACGAUGGCAGCGCAGGACCUGGUGAUGCGAGCGCGUGGCGUGUUGAGAGACCGAGGAUGGAGGAUCACCAACGAGCGUCUGGGCUCCGGAGAUGACAUCUCAGUCUUCAUCAUACCUCUGAUGUACGGUAACCGCGUGCCCUGUGAGCCUGGCUUCAAAGAACUGAAGGGCCUCCUGGACUCAAAGACCCAAUGAUAUUUUCUUCUUCUUCUUCUUCUUCUCAACCGAACCCUUUCUUCCUUUUGUAAAUCCCUUCCUUAGACAUGCGUGAAGGAGAAUCCUGAUUCUGUCGGUGCUUUGAUUCUCUGUAUUGUUCAGGAAGGUCUGGUCAGACAUCAAAACAUCACAAUGUGUGUCAAAAUCAAUGCUGGGAAACUGAAAAAAAAGUUUUAACAUUUGCACUAAUUAAUUCUGCAAAGUGAUUGAUGCAGCUUUUCCUGAACAUCUGCAGAGAUCUGAAAGCUAAAAUAAAGGAAUGUUUGUAAGAAGUAAAGAAAAGUCACCACCUGUUUCCUCUUGACCUCGUUUGUAGUCCGAAUGCUCUUCCUGUUUUUGCUCCUAUCCUGUAUAUUUAUCGGAUUUAAGAAGAAAUACCUCCGUCUCGUGAACAUGGACCAAGCUGACGGGUCAGCUGCGUUUCUUCCAUUUCGCCACAGUGUGGCUUCAAAGGGUCAGUUGCUGAUGAACGGCUCCCAGCUUGCCUGGAAAAAAUGGAGGAAUGGAUGAGGGCAGAAAUAAUGGUUCAUUAAUAACAUUUCAUUGACUAGCAGUAGGAAGACCGUUCGAUGGGAUUCGUUAAUAGGUUUUGGUUGAUAAGUGGUAAAAAUGUUCUGUAGAAAAUGUAACCCUGACCCUUAAGAGAAAAGUCUGAAUCAGCUGGCUGUACCUCAGUAGUCGCACUUUAUUUGCCGUAAUUCGCAAAAAAAUUGACAGAAAGGAGGAUUAAACAGUUAAAAAAUUCUGAAACACAAUCAAGUUUGACAAAAACAGUAAUCUGAAAGCUUUGUAGUUUUUUAAUCUGCAUGCUGGGAUGUUAUAGGACGAUGCUGCCUCAGCAGGGAAUGAAACCGUGUGGAUGUAGUUUGUUUUUAUCAGGACAUGCAGUAACUUGUAGGCCUGGGAUGAGCAACGGUGCAAUGGUUUAAACUGCUGUUUAUGAGCUUUUAUUUACGUCAUGUUUUGAAAGAUUUGUGAUAUCGUUGUUUGUAAAUGUGCAAGAAGCCGUUUUGUUUUCACAAGUAUUAGGACAUGAAAAGUUAAAGAGGGAAAUGAAAUGGACCAAUGAUAUUCACAGAUUAGUUUAUUUGUUUUGUUUUUAUUUAUUUUCAAGGCUUCAGAAAGAGAUGAGGUCAGCUUGCCUAAGAUACCAAAAGUAUGAGACUAGGAUCAUCCCAAUGUUCAAGAACAAUAUCUUGCUUGUUUUUGUAAUAUAAUGCAGCCCUGUUGAACACAAAAAAACAUAAGCCCAUGGAUAGCUUAAAAUAGUAUUUGAGUUUUAUUAUUUAAAAUAUGGCAUGAAAAACCUUAAAGAGCAAGUCACCCCAAAUCUAUUUUUUUUCCUGAUAAACUAUAUAAAUGUGUGUCUAAUCGUGCUGCAGACACGUGAAGUCAAUAGUUUUGCACUUUAGUGCAUUUUAGUUAAAAUUUUAAUUUUCUGCCUAAAACUGUGUGUCGUGCCGUUGUCAGGUAAAAACUGCACUGCAUUUGAAUUUAAAUCUGCCAUCGCUAUUGGCUAAGAGCCAGGUACCCUAGAAUGUUAGCUGGUGCCAUAUGAUGUCACAAUGUCAUUGUGUGUGUGUGUGCAUGCGUGCGUGCAUGCGUGCGUGCGUGUGCGUGUGUGUGUGUGUGUGUGUGUGUGUGUGUGUGUGUGUGUAUUUGUUAGCGUCUCCGCCCUCUCGGUCUGCUAGGCAACAGCAUUUGCUGCAUUUAUCAAACAAGAAGGGAGAGAAGUAAUACUCUGGUAGGGGAUGCCUUGCUCUUUAAAGAGGGACUGCACACCAUCAGAAAAUGUAACUCCACCCCUAGCCAAGAUUUGAAAAAUGCUGUGGAAGUGAGCGUAGCCAGGAGGCACAGAGUGGCAUGGCCAAGUGUGGGGAAUUUCCACCCUGGGAGGGAGGGGGAAUGGGAGGAGUCUGUACCGAUGAUGUGAAAUUGUACCAGCCUCAGUCAAUCACAAAUUUAAAAUGCAGUAGCUGCUGUUCUGCCACAAGGGGCAGCACUAAGAUGUUUUAAGACCUAGAUUCUAAAUUUAAUCAAGUUUACACAAACAUGUCCAAAAAUGCACAGAAACAGAAAGAUUGCAUUUGUAAAGACCCAGUUAUACAGUUAAUAAGCAAAAUAAAAAUGGGUUUGGUUACUUUUUAACUUGUCACCAAUACUAAAGAAAAAAAUUUCUUUACGUUGAUAUGUUGAUUAAAGUGACGGAGUGUUUUUUCCCAGGCGACAGAGGGAAGUGCAUACCUAAAUCAUUACAAGCAAGAUGUAUUUUUGUGUUCGAGUAAGGUCCUGCCAACAGAUGGCCAUUAGAGUCAAAAAAACCCUUGAAACGCAAUUUUCGUACGAUUACUUUCUUAGAUCGUUCAACCACAUUUUUCAACAACUUGGCAUCAUUUAAUUCAUUUUUAACAGCAUUUCGAUGGAUAUUUUUAGAGAUUAAUGGUAAAAAAAAUCUACACAUUAUCUCUUGAAAUUAUCUAAUUGCCGUGUUCCUCCUCAUGCAUCAAAUUCAGGUAUUGAUCCCUUUGAUGAUUUCCAAUAUUAAAUAAAAGACAUCGUUUAAAAAAAUAAACUAAAAGAAAUGGUAUCUUUUACAUUUUUAGAACUCCAGACCCCUCGAAAAGGAGACUUUUACAAUCCGAGGCUUUCCUAAAACCAGCCAAUCAAGCAAAGUGGAAUAAAACAUUAAGAUGACAUCAAAACAUAAGUUAAUGAUUGUGAGUUUAAACACUAAUAUGUACUUGGGUGGAGUUGUAGAAUCAGUAAUGUGCAGGAAAUAAUUUCCCUUUUUUAGUGAAUAUGCAUGUUUAAUCAGAUCAGAAGGCUUUAAUUGUAUGAGUCUAUUGAUUUUAUUGAAGAAAUGUAUUUAUGUUCAUUUUCUUUCAUUUGCACUGCUUUACUUUAGGAGUUAUGUCUUUUAACUUUAUUAAACAGUCUGUCAAGGACAAAGAACUAAAUGUCCUCCUGUCUGUACAGGUGGUUAGCACCCAGCUAGCUCAGCCUAGCCUAGCUUAGCAAAGAGCUGUCAGUGUUCCUGGGUCAACAAAGUCAUUAGUGUGUUACACGUUCACUAACAUUUUAGGUUCUGUCCUUUAUAAAAUGUUUUAAUUAUUUAAUGGGUUGAAUUUAAAUGCUGUUGCACAAGGUAAAGGUAAACUUAGGCUGUGUCCAAAUUCAGGGGCUGCAUCCUUUGAAGGCUGUUUUUGAAGGUCAAUCACAUCACAACGAUGAGACCAAAGGCUCCUCCAAAUGCGUCUAUCCACAGAUUUGAAGGACACACCUGGUAUAUUCGUCAUAGUCUACCAUAUCCCAGGUUUCAUUGUGGGGUGUACGGGUGAUUUUCGUUCUUGUAAUAAUGGUGGGCGGAGUUGGAGAAGAGUAGUUUCAAAUUGCAGUACAAUACAAUCUGGUGGUACAAAAAUUAUAAGCUUAAAACAGUUGUGUUUUUAUGUAGCUCAUCACCAGUGUGUGAAUGUUUAUGUGAGUGGGUGAAACACCUUGAGGGGUUGUAGAACCCUAGAAGGCGCUACGUGCCAUUUACCAUUGAAUGAUUUUUAUUUUUGGUUUUAUUUAAUAGCUGCUGUCUAGUUCCUUGAGAAAAAAUAAUAAUGAAACUCUAAAAUGUUAGCUCCAUUUUCUCUCUAACCUCUGAUUAGCGCGGUUGCUAGCUUACAGAACUUACAGAAUUAGCGUAACUUCUCAGUGGCCUAGUGGUAUGAGCGUCCACCCUGGGACUGAGAGAUCAGAGUUCAAAAUGCUUUCCCGCUUGACACUCAGCUUUAAGGGGUUGGAUUGGGGGGCCGCUGCUGCAGCUCACCGCUGCUCCCCAUGGGGAUAGGUCAAAUGCGGUGAUGUAAAUUCUUUCACCAUUGUGUGAUGAUGACUAAUGGGACUUCGACUACAUCGAGGUAAGGGUGGGAAUAAACCUGAAGGCUAGACUGCCCAAAUUCACAGCUGCUCACUUCCAGUCUUUAUGGUUAAGGAAGAAUCCGGCCUAUACAACUACCAGGUAGCCUGAGUCCUUCAAGGGACACUGCCCUUUAAUUAUGAAACAGCCUUAGAGUGCAGAAUAUCCACAUUAAUUGUUGUUAAUCUCCGUGUGCCAUUGUACUGCACUAAAAAUUAUCAAAACCGUUUUAUUUCAGUUUAUUUUCAUAAGCCCAUAUGGUGCAGAUUUCCUUCUUUAAACAUGAUUAUUUUCUGUUGCUACUGUAGCAAUGCAGUUUGUUUAAUUGCUGUUUUACCCCAGGUUUUCUGACACUGUAAACUUUUACCUAAUCAGUAUAAAUGACAGUAAGAUGGAAAUGUUAUUUGUGGAAUGCUUAUCCUUUUACUUGUCGUUCAAGCCUCUUUUUUUUCUCUCUUCAAUGAAUGUGGAAAAAACUAUGUAUUUGUCCCUUUUAACUCAGGCUGAAUCAUGGCUUAGUUGUGCAAUGUUGCUGUUUUAGGAAGGUGUGCCCCCAGGGUGGUGUCAUGGCUCCCUAAGAUUUGGCGUUGAGACCUGAAUAUUCAUUUAUUCUCAUCAAUCCAACUGUUUUGUUCUGUAUUGUGAAUGUCUUUGCUGUUACUGGACUUUUCUACCUUACACAGUUGGAAAUGGGAGGGUUUUUCUGUAGCAAAGCGGGAUGGGAGGCUCUGUUUAUACGUGACUGUUGUGCUACCUUCAACUUCUCUGUGAAUGUGAGAUGGUUGUUUUAUAAAAACAAAAAUGGUAGACAUGAAGAAGUAUUUUUAAUGUUGUACAACUGACUUUGCAAGAAAGGAAGGGGGAAAAACUAUGUUUACCUUUAGUGUUUCUCAUCCGGACAAAAAAAAAAAGAAAAUAAAUAUGUAACAAUCGA
Molecule: messenger RNA, 6891 nt
Organism: Nothobranchius furzeri (turquoise killifish)
Lineage: Eukaryota; Metazoa; Chordata; Actinopteri; Cyprinodontiformes; Nothobranchiidae
Product: protein phosphatase 1H
Biological process (GO): protein dephosphorylation
Molecular function (GO): protein serine/threonine phosphatase activity
Source: RefSeq, a predicted model, not a curated record